Messenger RNA from Echinococcus granulosus, 1917 nucleotides. Its product is annotated as ATP-dependent DNA helicase Q1. NCBI's taxonomy places the organism in Eukaryota, Metazoa, Platyhelminthes, Cestoda, Cyclophyllidea, Taeniidae. Gene Ontology annotation, molecular function: 3'-5' DNA helicase activity; nucleic acid binding; ATP binding. The transcript has 8 exons. The record is from RefSeq and is a predicted model, not a curated record. The coding region runs from base 1 to 1917 and encodes 638 amino acids. Gene Ontology annotation, cellular component: cytoplasm; chromosome. Gene Ontology annotation, biological process: double-strand break repair via homologous recombination.
AUGGAGAGAAGUUUAAUGGAUCUUAUGAAUGAGGAGUCACGACUAAAAUCGGAGUUGUCAGCUUUGAACAGGAGGAUAGAGGCUCUCGUGCAUCAGCGCGAGGUACUACAGACGGAGUAUGAGCAGGUGGUGUACCGGCUCUCCCUCGCUAGGUUAAACUCUACUAGGACUUCCGACUUAUUUGCUGAAUACUGUGACCAGAGGAUAUUUCCUUGGACCUCUGAGCUUGAACGUAUUCGACGCGAAAUCUUCCGCAUUCCCGAAUUUCGUCCUCUUCAACUGCUUGCCAUAAACGCCUACCUAGACAACCGAGAUGUGAUCCUCGUCAUGCCAACUGGCGCGGGCAAAAGUUUAGUCUACCAGUUGCCGUCCUUCUUGGGAAUUCCUGAGUACAUGGGUAAGUUUACGCUGGUAAUCAGUCCGCUCGUUUCCCUGAUGACCGACCAGGCAAUUGGCUUGCGGAGACUGGGCAUUCCUGAGGGUUCCGUGGCCAUCCUCGAUGCUUUGUCAUCUCCAAUAGAGCAGCAGAAAGUACUGCACGUCAUCGGUGGAGAGGAAAAGGACAAGUCCUCGGUAGGAAGCGGUCUGCGAGUUCUCUUUUUGACCCCGGAAAAAUUGAGCAAGUCGAAACGCCUGAUGUACCGACUGGAGAAGGCGUACACACGGGGUAGCCUGGCGCGGAUUGCAGUUGACGAGGUCCACUGCGUGAGCCAAUGGGGCCACGACUUCCGGCCCGACUAUAAAUUUCUCCACGUCCUCCGCUCCCAGUUUCCGCGCGUGCCUAUCCUUGGUCUCACCGCCACUGCCUCUGCUGAGGUCAUCCUUGACGUCCAGAAGAUGCUCGGCCUCCAGCAACACCGCUGUCUCGUCCUUCGGUCCUCCUGCAAUCGACCCAAUUUACGUUACGAAGUGCAGUUUCAAUCUGGUCCUGUUACCUCUUCCUAUGGUACUAUCUGCGAACUACUAAAUUCUGAAUUUUCGGGACUUUCAGGUAUUAUAUACUGUCUGUCCCAGAAGGACACGGAAAGUCUCUCGACCUUUCUCAACAAGGAGGGCAUCACUGCCGCAUUUUACCACGCUAAUGUUGACCCAUCUCAACGCGAGCGCGACCACGUGGCCUGGCUAGAUGGAGAAAUUCAGGUGAUGGUGGCGACAGUGGCCUUUGGAAUGGGAAUUAACAAGCCAGACGUACGUUUCGUGCUGCACUUGUCGCCGAGCAAGAGCGUGGAGAACUACUACCAGGAGUCGGGUCGUGCAGGACGCGACGGUGCACUUAGUCGAGUGGUACUACUGUGGCGCCUAGCAGAUCUCUUUCGUCUAGGCACUAUGGUCUUUGCCGAGCAGACGGGCCUGCGCAAACUUCUUCAGAUGACUGCCUACGUCGUGGAGACACAGCGCUGCAGACGCCGCCUCAUCUGCGAGGCCCUUGGCGAUACCGAUUGGUGCGCCGACCACUGCGAACUCUCGCCCUGUGACAUCUGUUCUAACUCCCCUCCCCCCACUUCCUCUACUGCCUGUGAAAUUGAUGCGACCGGCGUUAUCAAUCGGAUGCGGGAGAUCCUCGAGGAUAAGCGGCUUAAGUUGCAGCGCCUAACGGGUGCCAAGUUGGUGGACCUGCUGGUGAAGGACGCGGGUGUGGCUGACGCACUAGCUAAGGCACUGACGAUCCGCCUGAGCCGUAGGCAGCAGACUUGUGUCUGUGAGUACCUGGUGGCUUGGUGCCUCUGCCACGGGGUAGUCACACUGGAUUUCCACUUCACACCCUAUUCGACCAUCGCCUAUGUCGUCCCCGCUGCUGCCUCCUCCCCACCGUCUGCAAAGAUCCACCUCCCUGUUAACAUUUGGACCCAUAAAGAGGCGCCGAGGCCGUGUCGAAAGCGCUCUGCUCCCGCCACCAUUGGUCCUGACUCUGAUUGA